This is a messenger RNA of Austrofundulus limnaeus, 1744 nucleotides long. RefSeq names its product MARCKS-related protein. The transcript is spliced from 2 exons. Gene Ontology annotation, molecular function: actin filament binding; calmodulin binding. Lineage: Eukaryota; Metazoa; Chordata; Actinopteri; Cyprinodontiformes; Rivulidae. Gene Ontology annotation, cellular component: cytoplasm; plasma membrane. Gene Ontology annotation, biological process: actin filament organization; central nervous system development. The record is from RefSeq and is a predicted model, not a curated record. Bases 265 to 891 code for a protein of 208 amino acids.
GCCUGCCGUCCUUUAAUUUGAGCUCAGCCACCGUGGGGUUCACACUCUCAGAAAGGGGGGUGGUCCUCUCGCUAUCCAAAUUUUACAAGGAAGGAGACCCGUUCUUUAUUUUUUUUUCAUCUCCUUGGAGCAAGACCUCACGCCGAUCCCAGAGCUGGAUUUUUAAACCUCCAAAACUCCCCGGGCUUUUUCUUUUUUUCGAUUUUCCUUUUUUUUUUCUUUUUUUUUUUUUUGUUUUGUUCAGAGCGCCUAAAGGAGAGUACAAUGGGAGCCCAGUUGUCCAAGGGUGGAGUAGCUGUGGAGGGGAAAGCCGCCGACCCUGCUGCUGCCAAAGCGAACGGCCAGGAGAACGGUCACGUCAAAACCAACGGGGACGUUUCCGACAAGCCCGACGGAGAAGCGGCCGCUCCAGAUGGGAAUGGAACCGCUGAGCCGGCCAAGGAAGGGGAAGCCAGCGGUGGGGAUGCCAUUGAGCCGGCUCCCGCUGCUGAGGGCGAGGCCGCCAAAGCGGAGGGCGAGGCCGCCAAAGAGGGCAAGAAGAAGAAGAAGUUCUCCCUGAAGAAUUCCUUUAAGUUCAAGGGCAUCUCGCUGAAGAAGAACAAGAAGGCCAGCGAGGAGGGUAAGGAGGAAGCGGCCUCCCCCGCCACCGAGGAUAAGCCGGAGGAGAACGGCCACACGGCCAAGGAAACCAAAGAGGAGACACCAGCCGCCGAGGCCAAAGAGGACGAAGCGGCGGCCGACACCGCCGCCGCUCCUGCAGCCGAGGGAGAGACCAAGGCAGCGGAGGAGGCCCCACCAACAGAGGCUGCCCCCGCUGAGGAGGCAGCCGCCGCCGCCCCUGCCGAGGACACAACACCUGCAGCCUCUGAGGGCGAGACCAACGCAGAGUGACUGCACCCGGCCACGGCACCUGAACUAAUUUUCCAAGAUUAAAGUAUAUAAAUAUAUAUAUGAGAGACAUGUGCCACGUUCUCAAAAGUUAUAAACAAAACUACAAAAAAGAAGACGACAAAAGGAUAUAUCGCGUUUGCUGAUUCAACCACCAGUUCACUGCCUUUUUAUUAGUUCGACAGACGGAAUCUCACCGGGCCCYCUCAUGAUGACCACGUCGGUUUGCGUCGCCCCCCCCUCCCCCCCUCAUGGUACACACAGGGACUGGCGUGUGGCGAAGGUAAUGGACUGGACGUGGAGCGACUUAUUUUCCCAAUUCAUGGAAAAGCAUCUUUUUUAACAGCGUGGCAGCCCUAUAACGUGUUAUUUUCUUUCUCAUCUUUGUGGGAUCAAAAUUUUUUUUCACCAUUGCAGAAAGGGGCAGACCAUCUCUUUCACUCGAAAUGACUGUUAUAUGGACACAUCGAUUUUUUCAAAUGAUCUUAUUAAUUUUUAGGUUUUACAUUCCUUGCUUUACCCCCCGAAUUUCAAGUAUUUUGUCAUGUAUAGAAAAGUGAACAUCAAGGAGGGGACGUUGGAUAAGAGCAAAGUCUUUGUUCGUGCUUUUUGAUUCUUUUUCUGGCUAAAACCACAUUCAAGCUUCUCUCUCGAGUGUUGCAGUGUUCACAUUUCAGAGUUUAUGAUGCAGGGGUUGGGAUUGUGUACAAAAUGUGAGCUUUUUAUCUGCAAACUGUCUCUGUAAAUAUGUUUUGGCCGAUAUUUUUGGUUCUCUUUAUUUUGCUAUCGUUUGAAGAUGUUAAUGGUUUUAUUGUAACUUUUAAUAAGGGUAAAUAAAUGUUUGAUCCCCUCUGAA